Messenger RNA from Plodia interpunctella (Indianmeal moth), 1374 nucleotides. RefSeq lists its product as uncharacterized. The transcript is spliced from 3 exons. Bases 49 to 1080 code for a protein of 343 amino acids. NCBI's taxonomy places the organism in Eukaryota, Metazoa, Arthropoda, Insecta, Lepidoptera, Pyralidae. The record is from RefSeq and is a predicted model, not a curated record.
GGCCCAGGGCGGCGGCGGUCCCCACACCGAAUAUAUUCUACGUUUGCCAUGAAAUGUGCAAGAUUGCGUUUGCAAGAACGUUGCCGAACAAAACCUGACUAUCAGCCAAAUGUAGGAAAGGAGAUGAAGCCGAGACGGUAUUGCCAGAAGCGAAUGGUUGACCCAGCUCACGAGGAAGACCCUAGAUGGACGAAUGUAUUUCAGAGAUAUCACUGCAAAAAGAGCUUUGAACAAGAAAAUACAAAUGAUGGAAACGUACCAAUUGAUGACCAAGAUGACAUAUAUCUUACUGUGCAAAACUUAAAGUUCCAAGGCGAAGUACAAGACAACAAGAGACCACGCACUAGCUUCAAGUACAGGUUACCACCUGACAGUAACAGACACAGAAUGUUUAUCAAACAAGUCGUAGAGGAUAUUGAAGCUGAGGACGAUUUAUCCUCCCAGUUGACCUCCUAUUAUUUCGACGAUUAUGUCAAGUAUAUACUGAGUAACGACAGAUCAAGACCAUCAUCAAGCAAAUCCAGCAUUUUUCUUGACACUAUAGUAAAUGGUAAGGAAAGUAAAGCUGUGCAAGUCGAAGGUAAGCCACACAGAGAAUUUGCAAAAAUGAAGAACAAAAAGGUUGUUAAAAAUACAACAGAAACAAAUGAAGAAAUAACCGAUAAUGAUAUCGAUACCGCUAAAGGAGAUAGUAUACAUGAUGCAAAGGUGUCAUAUCACAAAUCUGGCAAACGGAAAAGUCUCACUAUAUCCAGAGUGCCUAGCCCUGAAACUGUUCAAGUGAUAAGAGUAGAUGUAGUGUGUAACUACAGCACGAGCUCUAUUCUAUCUGAUUAUGACGACAAAAAAUUCGAUAACACCAGGAAGCCUGAUAAAAUCGAGGAUAUAAAACUGAAGGGCCCUCACUUUUCGAAUAAAUACCUUCUCACGAAUACUGUGAAAACUUUAGACGAGAACGUGUCAGGAGGCGCUAAAGUAACCUUACUCUGCAAAACUUUCAAAUUGUCCGAUAGACUCAAACUUUUUUCAGAUAGAAAAAAAACUAAGAUGGCGAAAGAUGUAUCGAAACUACGGAAGUGAAAUACUAAAAUUAUAUGCAACUAAUUAACUGUAUUCAUAUGGAUUUCAUAAAUAAAUACAUUAAAACUAAUUAUAAUUAAACUUAAAGAUACAAAAUUAACCUAACAAUGUGCAAUGGAUGAUUGGUAUACAAGUGCAUAAAAAAAUUGUGAGUUAGUGCGACUAUUCAACAGAUUGACUCAAAAAUACCUGUGAGAAAAACUUGGCGACGCUAUGGCGCCACCCUUGUUUGAAGUCAGUGGCUCUCAAAAUGUUUCGCAUGGAUAGAGUUUGCAACCUUAAACAUUAUUUGGU